GUUGAUAACUUUGACCUUCAUUUGACUUUGACGCUAACGACAACCUGCGACAGCCCCUCAACACCAUGACCCUUGCCAAGCCCUCGCCAUCAUGAGGUGGCUUCUAAAUUUGCUGAAGACGAGAAAGGCUGAUCCGAAGGUAUGCUCAAGCUUCGGAGUAUUGCAUACAUCGACAGCACCAGCACCAGCACCAGCUGCGCUGCAAGGCGACCGCCGUAGCGCUUGUCGUGACCCCAGAACUUCCGCAGAGACCUUCCUCAAAAGACACACCUCGACCGACGUUAAGGAAGACUCCCCUCCGAUACGGCCUCCGUGGCAUCGAAUCGAUUCCGGCGAUAUUAGGAGGUACGAAAAUAAAGCUGAGAGAAUUGCAAUUAAGAAGCCAGUCGGGGCGGAGCGGGGAGAUAACUUGGAGCUUCGGCCUGGCGCCAUCACAACGAAGAAGCAAGAGUAUCAAGAGCUUCUCUCCUGA
Messenger RNA from Alternaria alternata, 472 nucleotides. RefSeq lists its product as hypothetical. Bases 92 to 472 code for a protein of 126 amino acids. The record is from RefSeq and is a predicted model, not a curated record. NCBI's taxonomy places the organism in Eukaryota, Fungi, Ascomycota, Dothideomycetes, Pleosporales, Pleosporaceae. The transcript has 2 exons.